ACUAGGAUGAGUGGCAUCCUGACCUCACAGACGGAGCCAUACGACCUGUCCUCCUCGCGCUCCUUCCAGAGCCUGUCCCACCUACCGCCCACCUACGAGGCCGCCGUCAAGGCCGACCUCAACAGAUACUCCUCCCUCAAGAGACUGACGGAUAAAGACGUCGACGACUACUACACCCGCAAGCGUCACCUCCCUGACCUGGCAGCCAGAAGCACCCUGCCCUUACACGUCAUCAAAAUGAACCAGGAACAGCAGCAGCAGCAGCUCCAGAGCCAGCCCCCCCAGCCCCAGGUGUCCCAGGCCCCACCCCAGCAGCCCCAGGCGCAGCAGGCCCCCAGGAGACAGAGGCCUCCUCGUGUCCAGAGGGCCAUGUCCCAGGACCGGGUCCUGUCCCCAAACAGAGAACCCCAGCCAGACUACCAGGGGAUAGGGAUGACUCGGCAAGGAGGACGUAUCCUGUCUGAUGAGCAGCUACUGUCUGCCGAGAGGCUGAGGUCCCAGGAACGCCUGAUGUCCCAGGACCGGCUGUACUCCAAGGACCGCAUGUACUCCAAGGACAGGCUGUUACAAUCUCAAGACCACAUGUACCCAAAAGACCGCCAUUUCUCCCAAGACCGCCUGUACUCCCAAGACCGCCUCUACUCCCAAGAUCGCCUGUACUCCCAGGAUCCUCUGAUCUCGCCGGACAAAAUGAUGAUGUCGCUGAAGCGCGCGUCCGGCGGUUUCCGGGGCAACAACGACAAGUCAAUGUCGCACGCCAUCUCGCACCCGGAUGUGUUCAUGCCCACGACACCGCUCAUGGACCACUACAAGAUGACCAAAAUGCACUCCCAUCCCAGCGCCCCGAGCAACGCAGGGGCGGCAGGAGGAGCAGGAGCUGCGGGGCACUCCAACACGCUAGUCAUGAACCACACGACUAAUAAGAGACAGCAGUUUGCCUCCAGAAGGACCCACACUGUGGAGCAGCUCCACUACAUCCCCCAGCAGCACUACCGCACAGGCAGCAAGACCGAAGUGACUGUUUAACGCUAGCUAGCAUGCUAACGGCUAGCUUGGGAGUGCGUCAGCAGAGAAUGCUAACAUCUCAUCGCUAGUUUAUAUAUACGCCUUUUAACAGACACUUUUAUCCAGUGACUUACUGUCUGCAUACAUUUUUAUGUAUGGGUGGCCCCAGCGGGAAUCAAACCAACGACCCUUUGUGUUGGGGGAGUAUGUGUGUGGGGGGGAUGGGAAAAGACUGCCGAGUAUAACAGGACGAUAAUUGUAUGAUUUUAAGUCAAACAAAAGGUACACUCACAUUUUUUUGCAUUUUCAGACUUCACCAGAUCGAAGAGCGGUAACUGUACUGUAAGAGACUAGAGUUCUUCAGUAGACACAAACCCCACUAAGACUGAGUCAGCUGUGGUAGUGUGCUGUGAAAUUGGCAAACUACUCUACUGUUAUUCCUGUUACGCCCUAAGCACCCUUGUCCACCACAAUCUGGGUGUGAUUCAUAUGAGGGGACAUGGGCUAUUUGAGAAUAGAGAGGCUCAGGCAGCCAACACAUCUCUUAUUCUAGAAACUUCUACUGCAUUGGUAAAACGCCAGGACUGAUCCGAUCAAUGUCUCCACAACUUCUGUUGUUGAGAGACACAACACAACCACAGGUGAUGGAACCAGGAUGACCCUGUAAUAACCAGGAUGACCCUGUAAUAACUUUAUAAAUAUAUAAAUAUAAAAACGACCGUUUGUAACUCAAGUCUUACUCAUAGCUAUCAAUCAAAACCGAUGUUAGACAAGUGUUCCAUUUCUAAAAAUGAAGAAGUGGUUUUAAAAAGUGGUUUUAAAAAGCACAAUCAAUUAAUGAGAUUUUGUGUUUCUGUUCAGUUGUUUCAUAAGUUUGGUCGCUGAUGGCUAGUUCGUAGAUGAUUGUAAAUAAGCUAUAAUUCUAGAGGCAGUAAUAUGGACCAGUCUGUACCAGUUGGCUUUUGUAUUAGGCUGUCUAAUGUUUUCAGUAGAUUCUGAACAAGUUGUAAACCACCACUGUUUCGUGAUAAGUUCAGACUAGAAAACCCACUUAACCAAGCAUUUGACAGGAUACAUGAAUACUAUAACUAUGUUUGUAGAUUGAGAAUGAAUGAGAAUGAAUGAGAAUGAAUGAGAAUGAAUGUGAAUGAAUGAGAAUGAAUGAGAAUGAAUGUGAAUGAAUGAGAAUGAAUGUGAAUGAAUGAGAAUGAAUGUGAAUGAAUGAGAAUGAAUGAGAAUGAAUGUGAAUGAAUGAGAAUGAAUGUGAAUGAAUGAGAAUGAAUGUGAAUGAAUGAGAAUGAAUGUGAAUGAAUGUGUUGUUCAUUAAAGAAAUAUACCACUGUUCCUAUUUGGAUGUAGAAUGUGUUCCAUUGACUUCUAUGAUAAGCUUGACAACAUGGUGACUGAUUAUAAUUGUUGUUGCAGUAGGGUCAAAAUAAACCAUCCAUAUUUAAAAAAAACAGGCAACACUAUUCUGGAACAACUAUAUUUGUGCUCUGGUGGUUGAUGUGUAUGAAAAAUGAUAUACUGUAUGUUAUUAUAUAGUUAAAUGGUACAGCUGACAUACGACUCAUCCAUACCUGCAUGAGUUUGAAAGGGCUGUGAGUGAGAGCUGAAGGUGGGCUUUUUGGACACUUUAUAAGGAAGGCAAGAAAGCUUCCUUGCCUGUACAUGUUCAAUCAAGUGAUAUUUUAUAUAUUAAAGGGAACGCAAAUUAUAGGUAGGAUAAAGUUUUUUUCUCACGACAACAUCUUGUUUUUCUCAGCAGGGGUCAUCAUCUAUCCCUAUCAUACAGUAUGUCACCCUGACAGGCAGCUUUACAUGACAGCCUUAACCGCGAUAAGAAAUAUGCCACAGACGCAGGGAACCGGAGUACUUUACCACUGGCAUCUGAAUGAAUAUCUCUGACUUUAAUGCUAUUUCAGACCUAUUUCAGACCUAUUUCAGACCUUCUUGAAAUGCAUUGAACUCCUGUGGAUGCGAAGGCCAAUUCUCACACCAAACAAAGCUGCCCCCACAAAUACAAAAUAUUUUCAAUUUGCACCCGAUCCUCUAACCCAGGGAUGUCAAACUCAUUCCAUGGAGGGCCUAGCAUCUGCAGGAUUGUGUUUUUUCUUUUCAUUUAAGCCCACAGCAACCAGGUGUGGGGAGUUCCUUACUAAUUAGUGACCUUAAUUCAUCAAUCAAGUACAAGGGAGGAGUGAAAACCCUCAGACACUCGGCCCUCAGUGGAAUGAGUUUGACACGCCUUAACCCAUCAGCCCAUCCAAUCAAAGGGAAUCUAUGGAUGGGAGAGUCAGCUGGAAAAGGUAGACCUAAGAAGGCCAGGCGAGCGGGUACAGAGACCGAAGGUAUCUCCACUGUGAGAAAGGGGAAUCAGGCCAACUACAAGGCUUUCCUUAAAAUAAUCGAGAGCUUUCAAACUGUCUCCGCAUGUGAAAACGUUCCACAAUACAAUACUUCUCAUUCUUUCACUCCAGUUUUAAUGCUGACAAGGUUGAGAGCAGACAGAGGACUUUUAUGUUCUUGAAAUAUUUAGUUUAAGCUGUCGUUGCUUUUAUAUUUGUCCAUGUUCCUUUGUCGUUCCUGUUCUGUCCUCAGAGAGAAUUAUUGUCAUGUUUGAAGGGCAAAGAAGGAGACCAGUUUGGGCUGCAAUCCACUGAAACGCUCACAUGUCCUACAACAAACUGACACCUUCCUCUCCUCAACCCAGGCACACAGUAAAUAUGAUAACCAAUGAAGGAUAUGAGUGAGAAACAUAUAGAUCUCCAUAUUUCACGUAUUCCAAGUAAAAAUAUUUGUUGAGUUUUGACCAUGUAAUUCUAUUAGUUUAAUAAUGAAGUCCUUUAAAUGUUCCCGCUCUGCUUCACACACCUCCAUGAAGACCCGCAGGCCUAUGCCAAUCUAUGUUGUGGAUAUCUGUGCAAUGCUGCUUUCAGAAGGAUCUUUGCUGCAGUUUUUUUUUUUUUUUACCUCUAAUCCAUCUGCAAACUAGUCAAUAAAGGUUGAGCUGACGGGAUGUCCACUCCCAGAGAGGGACUGACAUCUACUUUGGCUCUGAUCUGACAUAUUGUAUUGGCAUCUUAGUGGGGAUCUUAGCUAAAACUCAAUACACAGCGAUACGAUGAUGAUAGCAAGAUUUAAAAUGUUUAUUCUCUACAAUAAACAGGCAUGAAGUGUCCAUGUGAACAGGCCAAAUAUUCAAGUCCAUAUUCAUUGAGGAAAAAAUAGGAACUGCCAUCAACUGAAAAAUACCUGGGGAAUAAACAUGGAAUGUUAUUUUUAAUAGAUCGCUUCUACGAUGAAAAUGUUGCUUUUAAAUCCUUCAUUCCAACCGUAUCUGCCUCAAAAACAAGGUUCCAGACUCAAUAUCUCGCACUCUUGAUAAUCCUCCAAUUGGAGAGACAGCUAACAGACGUUUGUUUUAUGACAGACGCCAGAUCCAGAUGCACAUUUAAUUAGUAGCUCAUCAACUCUGUCAGAGUUAAUUACCCGAGGUCUGAGCCCAGC
Molecule: messenger RNA, 4515 nt
Organism: Oncorhynchus nerka (sockeye salmon)
Lineage: Eukaryota; Metazoa; Chordata; Actinopteri; Salmoniformes; Salmonidae
Product: protein shisa-6-like
Exons: 3
Coding region: 7-1026 (339 amino acids)
Biological process (GO): regulation of short-term neuronal synaptic plasticity; regulation of AMPA receptor activity
Cellular component (GO): postsynaptic membrane; AMPA glutamate receptor complex; postsynaptic density
Source: RefSeq, a predicted model, not a curated record